Messenger RNA from Thalassophryne amazonica, 1665 nucleotides. It is a transcript of the gene gnai3, whose product is annotated as guanine nucleotide binding protein (G protein), alpha inhibiting activity polypeptide 3. The record is from RefSeq and is a predicted model, not a curated record. Lineage: Eukaryota; Metazoa; Chordata; Actinopteri; Batrachoidiformes; Batrachoididae. The coding region runs from base 439 to 1503 and encodes 354 amino acids. Gene Ontology annotation, cellular component: heterotrimeric G-protein complex. The transcript is spliced from 9 exons. Gene Ontology annotation, molecular function: GTPase activity; G-protein beta/gamma-subunit complex binding; G protein-coupled receptor binding. Gene Ontology annotation, biological process: adenylate cyclase-modulating G protein-coupled receptor signaling pathway.
GCUGCGCAGCCCAAAGUCGUCUGAUGGGUUAAAGUAAGGUCCUUCGUUUCUGAUUUUUUUUUACAUAAUUUUUUUUUAUGAACUUCGCUCCAUUUUCCCUAGCUCUUUGCGGUUUAUGUUUGAAAUACUUUAGUUUUAAGUCGUGUGGUAUAAGUUGUAGAAGAGUAGCGUUACAUGAACUUCGCCGACAAGCAGAAGUGAAAGUUGAAGCGGGUGUGAGUUCUGCAUCUAUCCAGACCACAGUUUGGUGCCAACGCCUUUUCCACCGUCCAGAAAACUUCACCUACUGCUCCAGACUUUAGAUGAUCAUCCGCUCUGAAACCACAACCCGGAGCUGUUAGAUCUGUGCUGAAACCUCACUCUGAAGCUAAUGAACCGCUGUGGAAUCAAAAUCUGAAGCUUUUGUGAAAACCACAAUCUGAAGCUGUCUCAGUAACAAUGGGCUGUACCAUCAGCGCCGAGGACAAAGCUGCUGUGGAGAGGAGUAAAAUGAUUGAUAAAAACCUGCGAGAAGACCGAGAGAAGUCCUCAAGAGAAGUUAAACUGCUCUUAUUGGGAGCUGGAGAAUCUGGGAAAAGCACAAUAGUGAAGCAGAUGAAAAUCAUACAUGAAGCUGGUUACUCAGAAGAGGAGUGUAAGCAGUAUAAAGUGGUGGUGUACAGCAACACCAUCCAGUCUAUCAUCGCCAUCAUCAGAGCAAUGGGCCAGCUAAAGAUUGAUUUUGGGGAUGCUGCGCGGGCGGACGAUGCCCGUCAGCUGUUUGCCCUGGCAGGCUCGGCAGAGGAAGGCCUGAUGUCAGCAGAGCUGUCUGGUGUGAUUCAGAGAUUGUGGAACGACGGCGGAGUUCAGCACUGCUUCAGUCGAUCCAGAGAGUAUCAGCUCAAUGACUCUGCUGCAUAUUAUCUGAAUGACUUGGAGAGGAUCAGUCAGCAGAACUACGUUCCAACUCAGCAGGAUGUGCUGCGAACACGGGUGAAGACGACUGGCAUUGUGGAAACUCAUUUCACCUUCAGAGAUCUCUACUUCAAGAUGUUUGAUGUUGGAGGCCAGCGUUCAGAGAGAAAGAAAUGGAUUCAUUGUUUUGAGGGUGUCACAGCGAUCAUUUUCUGCGUCGCACUCAGUGACUAUGAUCUUGUCUUGGCUGAGGAUGAGGAGAUGAACCGCAUGCAUGAGAGCAUGAAGCUUUUCGAUUCCAUCUGCAACAACAAGUGGUUCACACGCACCUCCAUUAUCCUGUUCCUCAAUAAGAAGGACUUGUUUGAAGAGAAGAUCAGCAGGAGUUCACUGACCAUUUGCUACCCUGAAUACUCAGGUGGCAGCAGUUAUGAUGAGGCAGCAGCAUAUAUCCAGUGCAAGUUUGAUGACUUAAAUAAACAAAAAGACACCAAGGAGAUCUACUCUCACUUCACCUGUGCCACAGACACCAAGAAUGUGCAGUUUGUGUUUGAUGCUGUCACUGACGUCAUCAUCAAGAAGAACCUGGUGGAGCUUGGGCUGUACUGAAGCUGCAGGUGUCAGGACGAGAAUAUGGACUUCUCAGGUGGUCUGUCUUGUCUGUAGAGGGCACAUUAAAAAGAAGAUGAUGACUGAGCUAGUGAUCAAGGUGCAUGCAGGACCUCAACUCUACAGUCUGCAGACUUCAUCUUGAUCACUUUUGUAGUAAAA